Molecule: messenger RNA, 1794 nt
Organism: Dryobates pubescens (Downy woodpecker)
Lineage: Eukaryota; Metazoa; Chordata; Aves; Piciformes; Picidae
Product: protein regulator of cytokinesis 1
Exons: 13
Coding region: 12-1736 (574 amino acids)
Biological process (GO): mitotic spindle midzone assembly; microtubule cytoskeleton organization
Cellular component (GO): cytoplasm; mitotic spindle midzone; spindle
Molecular function (GO): microtubule binding
Source: RefSeq, a predicted model, not a curated record
GCCGAGAUACCAUGAGGAGUGCCGUCACAAGGCAGAGUGAGGUGCUGGCGGCCGAGGUCGUGGCGGUCCUGACCGAAGCCAUGGCGACGCUGCGGGACAUCUGGGAGGAGAUCGGAAUCCCGGAGGAGCAGCGCCUGGAGCGUACCCGUACGGCCAAAAAGCACAUCCAGGAGCUUCUGGUUGAGAUGGUGAAAGAGGAGGAAGGUCUGAAGAAGCAUCUUCUGAAGAGCAUUGAGCUGUGUCAGCAGAAGCUUCACAGUCUCUGCAAGGAACUGCAGCUGGAGCCCUUGGAGACAGAGGAGGAAGGAACCAUUCUGGAGAGAGAGAAGAGCCUGCGGACCCGUGUGGAAGUGCUGCUGAAGCAGAGGAGGGACAGGAAGGAGGAGCUGAAGAACCUGCAAGAGCAGGAGCAAGACCUGUGUGACCUCCUCUGCACCGCUCCGUUCUCCAUCGACGCCAAGGCCGUGCCCAGCCUGGAGCAGCUGGAUCGCUAUCGGCGCCACUUGGCCUCCCUGGCUGCUGAGAAAGAGCGAAGGCAGGAAGAGUUUGUCCGCAGCAGGCGGCAAAUCAUCCUCCUGAUGGAGGAGCUGGACCACACUCCAGACACCAGCUUUGAGCAGGACGUGGUGGAUGAGGAUGUGGAAGCCUUCUGCUUGUCCACAGACAACCUUGCAGCCCUGCAGGAGCUGCUGCGCCAGCUGGAAGCUCGGCGGGCGCUGAACGAAGCUGCGUGCGCAGAGCUGCGCUCCAGGAUCAAGAUGCUCUGGGAACGGCUGCAGGUCCCUGUGGAGGAGAGAGAGUCCUCUGCAGUGCACGUGCCUGGGUGCAGAGCCAGGACCAGGAAAGCUCUGCAGCUGGAAGUGGAGCAUCUGGAGGAGCUGAAGCUGCAGAACAUGAAGGCUGUGAUUCAGGCAGCCCGGGCAGAGCUGGCUGACUACUGGGACAGAUGCUGCUACAGCCAGGAGCAGAAGGAGGCCUUCAGCCCCUACUACGAUGAGGACUACACAGAGACCCUGCUCGAGCUCCAUGACACCGAGGUGGUGAAGAUGAAGAACUACUAUGAAGCACACAAAGAUCUGUUUGAGGCUGUCCAGAAGUGGGAGCAGAGCUGGAAUCUGUUCCUGGAGCUGGAGAGGAAGGCAUCUGACCCCAGCCGCUUCACCAACCGUGGGGGGAGUCUGCUGAAGGAGGAGAAGCAGCGCUCCAAGCUGCAGAAGGUGCUUUCCAAGCUACAGGAUGAGCUGGAGAAGAAGAUCCAGGCCUGGCAGCAGGAGCACCAGACUGUUUUCCUGGUGAAGGGGCAGCAGUUCAUGGAGCAUGUGAAGGCGCAGUGGCAGCUGUACCACCAGGAGAAAGAGAAGGAGAAGCAGGAGAGGCAGCUGAAGAGGAGCCGUGAGACUGAGGCAGUGGAUGGCAGCACCUCGCUGAUGCCUGGCAAGCGCCGGGUGCUCGGCCCCCACACGCCUGGCAAAGUAAGGAAGCUCAGGCCACCUCAGACCCCUAGCUCCAUCCCCACAAAGAUGCCCCAUCCUGGCUACAGGGAGCAGAACAAGGAGAACAUGGCCCAGCAGCACGGCAGCACCCUGAGCCGUGGGUGGACCCCCGCAGCCCCUGCCCAGCAGAGCCUCGGCGUUAACUCUGUUCCCAGCACCUAUUCUGCCUUUACGCGUGAACUUUCCAAGGCAUCAACGUCCGACACCGUCCUCAACUCCACUGCUACCACUGACUGCCCCUAGCCGCCGGGAGUGGCCGCGCAGGCAGAGCUCAGGCAGCUCUGGGGCGCUGGGCUCUGCC